AAUGUCACUGUGUAGGAUAACAUACAGUUCAUUUAUUUAUCUCUUAAUGACUUUUUUGGCAAACAAUAUAUAUAUAUAUAUAGUAUAUGUGUUCAUGUAUAACCCAUAUAACAUACAAAACAUGCAAUAUCUCCUUAUUUAGUGCAAAAACAAUGCUUACUGUCAUUUCUGUGUUUUGUGUCAAAGGGAUGUGUUACCACUUCAAUACUUUACAUAUUGGGUUUAAUGAGGUCGGGAAAAAACAAGCAAACAAAGAGGAAGUACAGCUAAUCUCAAAUAAACAUACGGGUUAAGGCUGGUUUUCACAUCUUGCCUGCAGCAGCUGUUUUGUUCCUCAAUAAAUAGGUGUGGAUGCUGCGCGCAACACCUCAGACCACGUGACCGAGCGCACAAAGCAGAGCCAUAUAACCGCCCGCUCCCACAAACACACACACUCCACCCGCUGCCUGUCUUUACUGUAUUUGACAUUGACAGUAUCUGGGAAGCCAACACGGGAUAAUUCCCCCGACAAAACACCAAAACAACUAUUGUGAUUUCACUCUAGCCUCCAGUUUUUUUCCCCCCUUUUUUUGAGAGUUGCUGUAACUGUUGAUUGAUGAGGAGAGUGACGACAGACUGGUUUACUCCCAGUUUAGUAUUUUGCGUCAUGGAGCGGGGUUGUUUGUGCUGAGAAAAUCAAGAUGUCCUUGUGCAUGGAUCUUAUGCUGUUACACCACACACCUCUCCUCUGAGUGUCUCUGCAGCCACUACCCAGCCAUGAGGUUGCACAGUAUAGCAGGCACCACAAUGAGCACGCUAACAACAGGUGUCCAGUAUCUCGGCUCCAACGACGCCAGUUAUGAUGACCCCUCCGUUGACUCAAGCCUUAUCAAGAACGGGUUCCACUUUGAGAAACCUUACUCUGGCUCCAUUAGUAACUCAUUCCCUGGACUCAUUCCUGGAAAUAAGGAGGUCAUUUACAGUGGCCUUGCUCCCAUUUUCCCCACUAACAUAUCAGACUUUCUGCUGGGUAAUGGGACUUCUGUGGAGAACCGAGGGGCGGCACAGUGCGGGGAGGACCUUGUGGACAACAUGGAGUGUUUUAUGAUUCUGACUCCUGGUCAGCAGCUCGCAGUUGCUAUCUUGGCACUCACUCUGGGGACAUUCACAGUGCUGGAGAACCUCAUGGUGUUGUGUGUGAUCCUGCACUCACAGACACUCCGAUCUCGGCCUUCCUACCACUUCAUAGGCAGCCUGGCUGUGGCUGAUCUGAUAGGCAGCAUCAUUUUUGUCUACAGCUUCCUGGACUUCCACGUGCUCCACAGGAAGGACAGCCCCAAUAUUUUCCUCUUCAAGCUGGCUGGGGUCAUCGCCUCCUUUACUGCCUCUGUGGGCAGUCUGUUCCUCACUGCGAUUGACCGCUACAUCUCCAUCCACAGACCUAUGGCAUACAGACGCAUUGUCACAAAGACCAAAGCGGUCAUCGCCUUCAGUAUGAUGUGGACCAUCUCCAUUGUUAUCUCAUUGCUGCCACUGCUGGGCUGGAACUGCAAGCGUCUCAACUCUGUCUGCUCGGACAUUUUCCCUCUAAUCGACCAGAAGUACCUGAUGUUCUGGAUCGGGAUGACGAGUAUUUUGGUCCUGUUCAUUAUCUACGCCUACAUAUUCAUUCUCUGGAAGUCCCACCACCACGCUGUCCGCAUGCUGAGCCGCACUUCCCAGAGGAGUGUGAUUGUCUACACAGCAGAGGGCACCAAAGUUCAGACAGUGAGGCCUGAGCAGGCCCGGAUGGACCUGCGUCUGGCCAAGACCCUAGUUCUGAUCCUGGUGGCCCUCAUCAUCUGCUGGGGCCCGCUUUUAGCCAUCAUGGUUUACGACCUCUUUGGGAAGGUGAACGACUUCAUCAAGACUGUGUUUGCCUUUUGCAGCAUGCUUUGCCUGCUCAACUCCACCGUGAACCCUGUGAUCUACGCCAUGAGGAGCAAGGACCUGCGCAGGGCCUUCCUCAACAUCUGCCACAUGUGCCGGGGAGCGACGCAGUCGCUGGACAGCAGCGGUGAGAGUGACUGGAAUAGCAGGAGUGUGAGAGGCACACCAGGCGCGGCGGGGAAAGAUGGAGCCGGCUGUGGAAAGACGAGAGUAAAAGUUGCCCAGGUUACAGUUUCUGGAGUGACUGAGACUUCUACACCAGACCCCGUCUAAAAUACAGGCUGCCCUGCUCUGGUACAACUGUGAAGUAAAUAUUUUGUAGAAUAGUCCUGACCCUCGUAGUGCACUGCUCUGUGACUGUGAAAUGUGCCAAAAGAUAACUUAGAUACAGACAACACAAACAAUUUUAGUUGUUUUAAAGCUGAAAUCUGUAAUAUUGAUAUAUUAUUAUACCCCUUUGUAUGGUGAAGUGUCAUGAAACUCUAAAAACUGUGAAUUUUAUGGGUUUACUCUUGUUGCACAUGUCUGAUUCACAGUGCCAAUUUUGGCAAAUUUCUUAACAAAUAUAAUAAUAUACACUAUGUCAUCUUUGCUGUUGUUUGAAUAAGCAGAAAGUUACAGAUUUCAGCUUUAAUGUGGAAAAAAGGUGGCAUUCUCUGUUUUUUCUCACAUUACAUCAUAGCAAUAUUGUGGCAGUAAUGCAAGUGAAACUGUGUCUACUUUCAUGCAAAAUGUCCGUUCUGAGUGACAGCGCACUGCUUGUAAGUAGCAUCUCAUCAGUGAUUUGAAAUCACCUAUUGAUGAUUUUGUAAGACCAUGAUAUUGUGAAGUUUGGCAUUUCAAUGUUAUUGAACUUGAAUUUAUUUAUUGUAUAUUUUUAACAUGUAUUUUGCAAAACAAAAUGGUGAGUCAUAUGUUGAAUUUUGAAUGUCUUUUCAAUCACAUCAAAACUUCUGUAGUUUGUAGUAACCUGGGAAUGUUACAUGUGCUUACAAAACAGUUACAGCGUUUUGUGAGAAGCUACACUGCCAGAUUCCUGUGAAGCUUCCAUUCUGCCAUGUUGUCCCAUAACAGUGUGUGUAAGCAGUGACAUGAGUUCAAUAAAUUUAUGAAAUUUGUCUAUUUUUAUCAUAAACUUGUCAACAUACCUGGUGAUCUUUUUUUCAAUAAAACUAUGAAAUGUCAGCAAUCCAGUGCAUCUGCAGUUAUGGC
Messenger RNA from Thunnus maccoyii (southern bluefin tuna), 3120 nucleotides. RefSeq names its product cannabinoid receptor type 1B-like. The transcript has 2 exons. Lineage: Eukaryota; Metazoa; Chordata; Actinopteri; Scombriformes; Scombridae. Gene Ontology annotation, cellular component: membrane. Bases 757 to 2181 code for a protein of 474 amino acids. The record is from RefSeq and is a predicted model, not a curated record. Gene Ontology annotation, molecular function: cannabinoid receptor activity. Gene Ontology annotation, biological process: G protein-coupled receptor signaling pathway.